AUGAACGCUAGCUUGAGCAUGUAUGCUGUUCUGUCCAUGCUGGCAGGGCAGAUUCUGGCCUCCCCAAUUGAGCCAAUGGCCGUUCCUGAAGAUAAUCCGAUUGCACCCGGCUGCCAUCAAAACUCCUGCCCUGAAAGCCGUUUCGGCGUGGAUCUGCUGAGCUCAGAUAAUGCCAUGACCGGAUGGGACUACAUCCUUCGAUGGAAGGGCAACUGUGGGUGCAAUGCCUGGGAAGUCUCGUCGGACGGCUGCAAAACCUUUUCCAUCUGCUCCGGAAAGCACUCGGUGUGCAUGGACUGGCGCAGGGGCAGAGGGCACUGGGUUGACCCCAGCGGCCACAGAACUUGCUACUCGCUGGCCACCGGUUACACUUGUCUGAAUACGAAAUGGGAGGCGUGGCCGACGGGUGAGGUGCCAUGCGACUGGUAG
Messenger RNA from Akanthomyces muscarius, 429 nucleotides. RefSeq lists its product as uncharacterized. The record is from RefSeq and is a predicted model, not a curated record. Lineage: Eukaryota; Fungi; Ascomycota; Sordariomycetes; Hypocreales; Cordycipitaceae. The transcript has a single exon. Bases 1 to 429 code for a protein of 142 amino acids.